AUGCCCGCCCUUUCCAUGUUCAAAUCAGUAAUUAUCUUCGCCAGUAUUCUGCUUCUCGUCUCAGCUGAGGAUGGAAAGUGCCCACCAUCUUUCGACUGUGGGUUUCUUGGACUCAUCAAAUUCCCUUUCACAAGCACACUGCGACCACACUGCGGCGUUUUGCCUAUUCGUGGCUGUGAAGAACAUAAUGCAUACGCUCCCAAAACCAUCCAACUCAUUAACAGCUCAACAUCAACAUCGUACCCUGUUCUACAGGUUGAACCUCGUACCAUAAAGAUCAGAGAUUAUUAUCAACAUAACAAUAUCCGAAACAGAAGUUGCAAAGCCUUCAGCAACAAUAUUACUCUUCCACACACCUCUCCUUUGGCUUCUUUCUACAUCAAAUAUAAUAUCACUAUCUUCAGAUGCAAUCACUCCCUCAAUAUCCCCGUUCCCAAAAAUUUUUAUAAAUAUUCGACCUGUUCUGAAUACAAUAUCUACUAUGGGCCUGCCAAUACUGAAAUGCCUCGGGGCUACAAGUGGCCCAGCUCUCUAGCACCAUGUUCAACAGUUCAGCAUGCCGUAAUAGAUAAGUGUAGUGACGACCCCUUUCAAUGUAUGUCGGGUCAUACAGCUAUCGAAGUACAAUUAUCUGAAGAUUGUGAAGAGUGUCUUGGUCAAAGAAGAGGCCAAUGUCAACUUGACAGUGAAGGAAAAUUCUAUUGCGCCAAAGGGAGUAGAAGCUGGGUUGUGAAAAUGGUACUAGGACUCGUCGGACUUCUGGCUGUUACAGCUGCUCUAUUACUAGUAAUGAUCAAAAUCUUUUAUACAAGAAGGAAAAAGAAAAAUCCAACCAAUCAACGGAUUGAGAUUUUUUUGGAAAGAUAUGGACCCCUUCAAACCAAGAGAUAUGGUUAUUCUGAGAUAAAGAAAGUGACCAACUCCUUCAGAAACAAAUUAGGCCAAGGGGGUUUCGGUAGUGUUUACAAAGGACAAUUACAGGAUGGACGCUAUGUAGCAGUGAAAGUCCUAAAUGAGUUGAAAGAUGAUGGCGAGGACUUCAUCAAUGAAGUUGCAACUAUCAGCAGAACUUCUCAUAUUAACAUCGUUUCUCUUCUGGGCUUCUGUUUCGAAGGCUCUAAACGAGCUUUAGUUUAUGAGUUCAUGUCUAAUGGAUCACUUGAGAAGUUUAUCUUUGAAGGAAGUGUCCUAAUGACAGAUUGUCAGUUAGACUGCCAAAUGUUGUACCAUAUUGCAAUUGGUGUUGCUCGAGGACUAGAAUAUCUGCAUAAAGGCUGCAACACUAGAAUUUUGCAUUUUGACAUAAAACCUCACAACAUUCUCUUGGAUGAGAAUUUCAACCCCAAGAUUUCAGAUUUUGGACUUGCAAAAAUUUGUACAAGAAAAGAAAGUGCUAUAUCAAUAUUUGGCGCUAGAGGAACUGCAGGCUACAUUGCCCCAGAGGUGUUUUCAAGGAAUUUUGGUACAGUAUCACAUAAGUCUGAUGUUUACAGUUAUGGAAUGAUGAUCUUAGACAUGGUGGGUACGAGAAAGAAUGUUAAGGCUCAAGUAGACCAUUCGAGCGAAAUAUAUUUUCCUCAUUGGAUUUACAAGCAUCUUGAAUCCAAUCAAGAGCUUGGUCUACGAAUUAUAAGAAAUGAAAAUGAUAGUGAAAAGGUGAGAAAAAUGACAAUGGUGGGUCUAUGGUGCAUACAAACCGAUCCUUCGACUCGACCAAACAUUACUAAAGUGGUAGAAAUGUUAGAAGGUACAGUUGAAUUGUUACCAAUGCCACCUAAACCUUUUUUAUCUUCUCCUUCAGCAUUUCCGGUUGAUUCAUCGUCUGAAUCAAGCAUUGUAGCUUGUCACUCAUGA
This is a messenger RNA of Abrus precatorius (Indian licorice), 1854 nucleotides long. Its product is annotated as rust resistance kinase Lr10-like. NCBI's taxonomy places the organism in Eukaryota, Viridiplantae, Streptophyta, Magnoliopsida, Fabales, Fabaceae. The record is from RefSeq and is a predicted model, not a curated record. The coding region runs from base 1 to 1854 and encodes 617 amino acids. The transcript is spliced from 3 exons. Gene Ontology annotation, biological process: protein phosphorylation. Gene Ontology annotation, molecular function: protein kinase activity; ATP binding.